Molecule: messenger RNA, 2606 nt
Organism: Ictalurus furcatus (blue catfish)
Lineage: Eukaryota; Metazoa; Chordata; Actinopteri; Siluriformes; Ictaluridae
Gene: nap1l4a
Product: nucleosome assembly protein 1-like 4a
Exons: 15
Coding region: 96-1157 (353 amino acids)
Biological process (GO): nucleosome assembly
Cellular component (GO): chromatin; nucleus
Molecular function (GO): histone binding; chromatin binding
Source: RefSeq, a predicted model, not a curated record
UGAGAGACGGGGAUGUUGUGAAGCCAGUUUUUGCACCUUCUCAGUUUGUUAAGAGCGUGAGGACGGCCUGAAGCCUGAGCUAAAGGGCAUCUGUGAUGGAGGCACGAAAAAAUGAAAAGAAUGACUCCAGAGGUAAGGGAGGAAACAAAGGCUCACAGGGUGACAGACCAGAAAUCAUCGCUCAAGUAGAAAGGAUACCGAACGUCAGUGCCCUGCCCAAAGCAGUGAAGAGGAGAGUGUACGCUCUGAAGAGACUGCAGGUCCAGAGCGCUCAUAUAGAGGCCAAGUUCUAUGAGGAAGUCCAUGAGUUGGAGAGAAAGUAUGCUGGUCUCUACCAGCCCAUCUUUAACAAGAGACGGGCAGUGGUGUCUGGAGCAGUGGAGCCAACAGAUGAUGAAUGCGAGUGGCAGAGUGAAGGAGAGGACGAAGAGCUGUCUGAGGAUAUGAAGAAGAAGGCUGCUCUGGAAGAGAAGAAAGAAGAUUCAGCCACUGCCGAGGACCCUAAAGGCAUCCCAGAGUUCUGGCUGACUAUCUUCAAACAUGUGGACAUGCUGGGGGAAAUGUUACAGGAGCAUGACGAGCCCAUCCUGAAACACUUGCAGGACAUCACAGUGAAAUUCUCUGCACCAGGAGAGCCAAUGAGCUUCACUUUGGAGUUCCAUUUCGAGCCCAACAGCUACUUCAGCAAUACCGUCCUCACUAAAACGUACAAGAUGAAAUCGGAGCCAGAUUCAGCAGACCCUUUCUCAUUUGAGGGGCCAGAGAUAGUGGACUGUGAGGGCUGCAAGAUAGACUGGCAGAAAGGCAAGGACGUAACUGUGAAAACUAUUAAGAAAAAGCAGAAGCACAAAGGUAGAGGAACAGUGAGGACCAUCACCAAGGAAGUGGCACAGGAUUCCUUCUUUAAUUUUUUUAACCCUGUCAAAGCAUCUCCAGAUGGAAUGGAUGAGGACCUGGACUUCACUCUUGCCACAGACUUUGAGAUAGGUCAUUUUUUCAGAGAGCGUAUCAUCCCCAGAGCUGUGCUGUAUUUCACAGGAGAGGCUUUGGAAGAUGAUGAAAGCUUUGAAGAGGAGGAUGUUGAAGAAGGCGAUGAGGAGGACCUUGAUGAGGAGGGUGAAGAGGAAGAUGAAGGCGAUAUUGACCCCACAGCAUGAAUCAUUUACACUUCCAUGCAUUCCUAGAAACAGCCUCAGCCAGCAGAGUGUAAUCAGCAGUAAGAAGAGGGAGAGCCCCGGAGUGAUCUCAUCCCCUGCUCGACCUGCCAUAUACUCUCCAAACAAUGCAAUAGAAAUCCAAACACCGUGUAGGAAAUGCAUGAUCAUUUAUGUUUACGUCUCACAGGGGUUACCUCCGUAUUCAAAAUAGAGCAUUCAAAAAAAAAAAGUGACUACAUGUAACAGUUCUGCACUUCACCCUUUUUGAUCUAAGGCCUCUUUUGUAAGCUCUCAUGUAUUUGAUUGGAAGUUUUGCGCAAAGCGGUUAUUAUUGUGUGUGUGUGUGUGUGUGUGUGUGUGUGUGUGUGUGUGUGUGUGUGUGUAUGUGGGUGGGUUUUUGUUUGUUUUUUUCUUCCCUCUAGUAUAUUUCUUUUCUCAGUUCCUUGUCAGUGUUCCAUGGUUGGUGACAUUACAGAAUCCUGAAUAAUACCCCUGACUGUUUUCACACUGUAGGUCACUUGGGGUUUUUGUUUGUUUUUUUUUUGUUUGUCCUUUCUUUAAACACACCAAUAUAAUAGUUACUGUCAAGCAUGAAACUGCUGUUAGGUAACUUGAAACUGUUCUCUCUGUUACAGCACAGUUAAUUCAGUAUUAAUUUUAUUAAUCUCCAUGUCUAGACUCAUGUAGCUGGAUGAACUGUAACUGAAAGCAGCUAGGAUUUGCCUUCAUGGCUGGGAUCAAUGUCAACAGAGCAAUCUCCUGCAUUGGAGCUGCAUUAAUACCUGUGGGUACUAAUAAUCAGUUUUUAAAUCCUUCUUAACACUGAUUUCUGUUGAUCUUAGUCCUGCUAACCAGAACAAGCAUCACUCGUGCGCUGACUCUUCUACCAUUAGUCUGAUUUUUCAGCGUAUGUGGCCAAUGUUUUUCUUUUUUUUGUUUUCCUUAAUAAUUUCUGAUUUAGCACUGUUUAUUCUUUUAUAUUUGCUUUAAACAUAAGCCUAAAGGUUGCCAAUGCAUAGUAUUUGCUACUCAGAGUGAUGGGAUUUGUAACAUUUUCUUAAUUUUGUUUGAUCAGGAUCUUGGGUGAAAAGGAGCAGGUGAAUGUUAGCCUCAUGGCUUUCUUUUGCACAUCGUACCAUGUUAGACCUCACACAAAAAAAAAAGAUGUGGAAAAUACAAAGUGCUGAUCACUCAUGUUUGAUAAGACCGAUGUUAAACAAGAAGCACUUUGUUCUGGAUUUUCAACCAGGUUUUCUUUUGUUCUGUGAUCAUAACAUUCAUGCAUAGAAUCCUUUUUUUUAAGUAGCUCUUGCUUGAGAAAGGGCUACUUAACUGUAUGCUAGCAAUGGCCUUAUUGGGAUUGCCUUGGGUUUUAAUGCAAUAUUGUUUUCGAUUUGUAUAAAAUAGUCAAGAGUAUUCUAUUAAACAUUGUGUAAUGUCAUACUAGCA